GAGCCCCGAGGCUGUGGUCCAGCAGGGCCCGACAGCGGUGGUGUGGGGUGGCUGGAGCCGGGAUCGGGAGUGCGAAGCUGUUCGGAAGGGCUCGCGGAGCCUGGAAGCGAGAGAGGCCCGGGCAGUGGGAGAGCACGGAGGUCGGGGCCGUUGUAGGGGCAGAGCGCUGGGAAGGGUGGUGGGAACGGUUGGUCUGGGUGGCCAGGAUGGUCCUCACCACCUCGAUGAGGGGGCCAGGCAGGGACCCCCCACUGCCUCCCCUGUUGCCACAUCGUGUUUGUCUUGGUGCCUUGUUCCAAAACGUUUCUGACGUUGUUCUGCCACACUUAGAGCUGGUGAUGCCAUUCUUCAUCGAGCCUUGUCGUGUUCCUCAAAUAUCCUUGACCUGUUGUAGUGGUUGUUGUGACACAUCCACACUUCGUUUCCACCGUGAUACCCUCAUGGUGACCAUGACAUGGAAUAAGGGUACUGGGAAGACAUUGAGGUAGCUGGCUGCUCUGUGGCAGGAUUUUGAAUCUCUCUGGGGGCAGGGCUUCAUUUCCAGGAUAUUUCAGUGUUAUGAAUGAGGAAGGUGGUGUCUGGUCUGUCAGCUCAUCCACCACAGUUUGGCCUUUGGUGGAGCACUAAGGCUGCUGCAUUUGUUUGUGCCAGUGUUACUUGGGCACGUUGUUGGGCCGAAGUGCUGCCCCAGCACCUUCCACCUCUGUGGCUCACACAGGUCUGUCCUGGGGACAUCCAGGAGCUGUCACUGGUGAGGUUUGGCUGUGGGGCAUCUCUGCUGUGACACUGUGCAGGGCCCUGACUGGGGCCACUGACUGGGACCCUGAUCUUCCUGAGCAGUGCGGGAGGUGGCCUGUGUGUCGUGUCAUCUGUUCAUUCUUUGCUCUUUCAGAUGCAUAACUUGCAGGACGAAUCUGGUUCCAUCUGUGCUGCUUCUCUCUGGCUACAGCUCGAGUUUGUAGAAAAUGGCCCCAUGUCAAGGAGUGUGGACAAGGCAAAGGAACCAGGAAUGCUUCUCACUGAGUUUGAAAUACGUGUUAGACGGGCUCAGGAAACCACAUUAGUUAUUAAGGAGUAACAAUGGAAAGAGAAACCUCUUUUUCCUCAUUUUUUUCAGGAGUGGUUUCAGCCUGGAGGGUUUUCUCUGGGGAAGCACAAUUGGCCUUGCACUGGAAAAUGGUUUUGUCAGUGCAGAAAGCUCAGACUCUGCCUCUGCCCAUGUUUCCUAAACCAGGACUGAGCUUUGAUCCGUGUGCUCAAAACCUUGAGUCCACAGGUAGGGAGGGAGUGCUGGAGUCAUCCAGAAAUACAAACAUGAGAGUGAGUAAUUGAUCAAGCUCUAUGUAACUUCUGAGAGGAAAGUUACUCUUAUGCCUGAGCACCAUAAACUAGCAGGAGGAAAGCGGUGCUGGGGAUGGUAGGAAUUUAAUUUCUCUUUUUUCCCCUCAAGAUUAAAUGCCCCAUGGGCAUAGGAGCCAGUUUCCAGGAUCACAGUGCAGUGUCAGAAUAACUGGAGUUCCUUGCUGCGACCUUUCAUGGUGAUUGAAUCGAUCACCAGCAGUAAGAGCAGUGAUGCCUGGCCCAGAACCACUCUCAGUGUGUUUCUGGUUCAUGCCAUGCUGUUGCGUUUCCGCCUCCUGUGUGACACUUGCACCUGAAGUGUCAGACUGCACUUACCUUCAGACAAAGUAACUCCACGUUGUAUGGCAUCGGCAGUCAGUGCAGUCAGGAAUAUUCUUUCUGUCAUCAUUAUGUUUUUGAGCCAGACCUACCUUUCUGUCCUAUUCCUUUGACUUGUUUCCGUGGUCUUCUGGAUUUGUAAGUAAUCUGAGGGGUUGUUCAGUUUCACAUGGAUUUAAAUUUGGGCAUGGAAGGGGCCAUUUGCUUUGUCUGUCACUUGUUUUCUCAGUCCCAGCACAGCAGUGCUGGUUAUUCUGUGGUGGCUCCAGCUCAUGGCAUUCCCGUUUGUUCUGGUGCUCCAUUACUGAUUCAGAGAAAUAAACUUGGGAUGGGUUACAAAUUGUCACACUGUCAUAGUGGCUGUUCCUCUUUAUUUCAGUACGUGGUCAUUAAUAGGAGAUCUCAUCAUUCCUGAAGUAUUCUUGACACCUUUUCAAGCCAGCCCAUCCAUGCCAACAGCUUCAGUCCUUGUUUUCAGAGGCCUUUGCAUGCAGUGACUUAGUGAUCCCUGGGCAAGGAGGUGCCAUCGAUCGAUGGAUCAUUGUCUGAGCAAAGGGAGUUCUGCAGAUCGCCCAAGACCAGAGGGAGUAAGGGUAGACCACACCCUUUCCAUGAAACCACAGUUGCUUGCUUGGACGGAUUUAUCCAACAGGGAUAGUUGGUCACGUUGCAGCAAAGCCCAGCAAAGGCACAUGGACACUUCCCCAAGUUAUGGAGACAUUUCCCGGUAUAACCGUCCUCAGAAUGGAGGCUGUCUGAAUCCUUUCUGUGCCCUUCUCCUUUCAUCAUCCUCUAACUCUUCCUCUUGUUGCUGGGCUCUCUCUGGAGCCAGAGUGGUCUCCGGGGGGGUUAUCUGCUGGUAAUAAUCGGGCACUUGGGGACAGUGAGUCGCAGUGUCUGCACCAUAUGGGCUGGAGGCAUCUUCUUCAUUGUUACGGAAUUUGCAGUCUGUAUGUUGAUAGCUGAAGGCACUAACUUGGAACCCACAGUCUGUUGUGGCUUUUUUGAUAUAUACUUUGCUUUACUGCUAGAGGAUAAAUUCUAAUGUGAAGCUGUACUUUGUUUUCUUGUUAAGUAAGUUGUAAGAGCCUUGUAUGGAAGCAUUGUAGAUGUCCUGGCUCCCACUGAGUGAGUGAGGAGUGAUGGUGUACAGCCAAGAGUGUUAAUGGCUAAGGAUCAUACAGAGAUGUCAUUGGUGACUGGGGGACUGACACUGGGAUUUUCUUCCACAGUUGAGUGCUCUCAGUCACGCAAAAGCUUUGGUUAUUUACCUGCUUGCUCCCUACCUCAGCUGAAUUUGAUGAACAGCACUUCCAUGCACAGCAGCCCAAGGAGCAGCAGAUGUUCUGGGUCGUUUUCCAGGCCUCAGCCCAUGCUGCUGCCUGAAUUUGUAACUGAGCACUGAAUGCCACACUGCAGGUGCCUGUUGGCGGUGUCUGCCUGGCUCAGCCUCUCCCUCCUUGCCUGUACCAGACUCCUUCAGUGCCUGCUCAGCUCUGUGUCUGCUCACCCCCCUGAACGCCCGGGUGCAGUGAGGAGUUAGGGAGAAGCCAGCACGUUGUGGCCGGCUGCUUCGGACUGUCUCUCUGAAGGGUCAGUCCCUAAAAAUGCUGUGCUCAGACAUGAUGUGUGUGUUUAGAAUAACAGCUGAGAGUCCAGGUCCUUCUUUUAAGGGAAGAUGUAACUCAUGAAGGUCAGGUCUUAAACUGGUGAGAGGAUAAGUAAUGAGUGGAGUGCUGAAGGUAAAAUGGAUGAAACGGAAGCACAUCCUUAUGGAGUCAGAGACUAAGGGGAAGCUGAGGAGGCCAGUGGAGAGCAGGCUGGAAAGAACUGUUCAAUACACCUCAUGAGCUCUCUUUGCACAGCACAGUUCUUAGCACUGUCCUGCAGGGGGUUGGGUAACUUUUGCUUUGAACUUAAUUGCAUUUGUUGGUGGGGUUGAGUGGAUGGAGGGGUGUUGCGUUUUUAAGAAGAGCUGUCUCAGCCAUGUUCCUCUCUUUUCCUGAAGGCCUCAGUUGGCCGGCAGAGCCCGAGGGUGGUCCCAUACCCAGCCCGCAGCCUAUGUCCUGGAGAGCCCGCCCUUCAGAGUGCAGCAGUUGUGUCAAUGGGCUCAGCUGAUCAUCGACUGAACCUGGCAGAGAUCCUUUCACAGAACUACGGUGUACGGGAAGAAAGGGAGGACGAUGAUACUCAGGAGAAGCAGAAAUCUUUAGAAGAGCUGGAGAAGAGUUUCAGUGCCUCUCAGAGCAGUGAAAUGCCAUUUGAGGAGCUGCUUGCACUGUAUGGCUAUGAGGCAUCUGAUCCUAUCUCCGAGCAGGACAGUGAGAGCAAUGACAUCACUCCAAAUCUCCCUGAUAUGACUCUGGAUAAGGAACAAAUAGCGAAGGAUUUGCUUUCAGGGGAAGAAGAGGAGGAGACACAGUCCUCAGCUGACGAUCUGACUCCAUCCGUCACGUCCCACGAUGCGUCGGACUUAUUCCCAAACCAGCCUGGCUCAAACAACUUCCUUGCUGAUGAAGACAAAGAGCCCUGUUCAUCUCCAUGUGCUUCCUCCAUGGCUGAGGAUUCAGAGGUGGAUUCCAUCCCAUCCAACGAGUGUAAGAAGGAGAUCAUGGUUGGACCUCAGUACCAGGCCACUGUUCCCAUCCUCCGCUUAAACAGGCACAGGCAAAAAGUGCUUUUUCUGUUAGCCUAUGAGAAUGAAGAUCAGCUGCUUUGGGACCCAAACAUCCUCCCUGAGAGAGAGGUUGAAGAGUUCCUGUACCGCGCUGUGAAGCGGCAGUGGGACGAGCUGUCCGGCAGCAGCCUGCCAGAGGGAGAGGUGGUGAAGGACAACGAACAGGCUUUGUAUGAGCUGGUGAAAUGCAACUUCAAUGCAGAAGAGGCACUACGGAGGUUACGGUUCAACGUGAAGGUUAUCAGAGAUGAGCUUUGUGCCUGGAGCGAGGAAGAAUGUAGAAAUUUUGAACAUGGCUUUAGGGUCCACGGGAAAAACUUUCACCUUAUCCAAGCAAACAAGGUCCGCACCCGGUCAGUGGGCGAGUGUGUGGAGUAUUAUUAUAUGUGGAAAAAAUCAGAGCGCUAUGACUACUUCACUCAGCAGACUCGUUUAGGAAGGAAGAAGUACGUCCUCCACCCUGGAGCCACAGAUUUCACUGACAAUGACCUGGAUGGAGUUGAAGUAGAAAACACCAGUCGUUCCCGGAGCUCCCCACCAAUUCCCUCUGCAACUGGCUGCCUGAAUGCUCACUUUGGUCAAGAUCAGAUAGCAAUAGAGAGCACAGAGCCCCUGAGCGUGGAGAGCACGGCCUGCAGCCUGGGCAGCAUCAGCGAGUCAGGGCAGGGCUACGAGUGCAGCACCCCCUCAGAGACGAAUUGCUCCUUUGACCCCACGGAGGAGACGUCCUCAGGCGCUGUGCCAGCGUCCUGCCAACGACACACUGUCCCCCACUCCGAGCCGGAGCUCUUUGCUUUGCCGCCGGCAGGACCAGGACUGUCAGAGAAGCAGGAGACUUUGCAGAGCUCUGGUGAGACGAUAACUAUGGACUUCACUCUCCCUGCAGACAUUAACGAGGGGUUGCCUUUAAUUGCCGGCCCUGUGGAUUUGGACAGAGACCCAGAGGCAGUGGUGGCCCCUGCGCAAGUGUCCUUAUCGGUCACAGAUUUUGGUCUCAUUGGCAUCGGAGAUGUAAAUAGUUUCCUGACUGCUCAUCAGGCUUGCCCGGCACCUGUGGCUCAGUCAGAGCCUCUGUCACAGUGAAAGUCUCCAGUCACAAAUUUGUCACAGACCCAGCAAGGACUUUGACCUGACUGAGUGAAAUCCUGGAACUUCCACUGUCCUGUAGGGACAGUUUGGAGCUGUUGGUCAGAAUCCGUCUUUCCAUCCUCCUUGAUCCAAGGCUACAGUGAAACCAAACACCUUUCUGCUCCAGUGUAUCCUGACGCAAUCACGCAGAGUGAUGGCUGGCUUUCCUGGGGGGGGAGGUCCAUCACCCCCUCUUCUGUUGACCACGUAUCACCCCAGGUGACGCCAGGCUGCUCAGAGAGUCCCUGCCUCAGGACAGGGGAAGUGUCCCUUGGCCCCAGUGGGACAGUCUGAGGGCAGAAAUGCUUUGAGAACAGGGCUGUGUCUCUGUUAUGUUGAGGAUGCAGUUCAGGGGUCCGAGAGCUCGGGAGGUCUGCAGGAAGCACAGCCUGCCCAGGCCGCAGGGCAGUUCACUGCAGAGACGGGCAUGGCAAUGCCAAGGGAAGCUGAGGAGUGUCUUGGCCCUUCUCCCACAGGCAGUGUGUUGCAGUAGGAGUCACUUACUGCAGUCUUCUCCCAACAGCUCUGGAUCAUGACAGGCAGAAACACUGCUGCUUCCAGCCUCAGGCAGCUCUGUGUUCCUGGUGCCCGCUGUCCACCAGCUGCAGGUGGGUCAUGGCCUGGUCCAACCCUUGGGCUGAGGCGUCAGGUCUUGGAAGGGGGAUGCUGUGUGGUGCAGCAGCGUUGUGUGCACUUGAGUCCUUCUCACCUUCCUACGCAGUGCUGGCCCAGGGAGAAUUGGUAUGGGCAGAAAUAUGAGUUUCUAGAGCCACAGAGUGAUGCUGGCCCAGAGCACUGUGAUGCUGCCACUUCUGCUGCUGGUGGGGAAUGACCUGAUCCUCACCUGCUCACAGUGCAAGAGGGUAAAAUGCAAAUUAAAACUUCUGUAACUUCCCAGUUUGUUCCAACAAUUUGUCAGCAGAGGGAUGAGGUUACUUAGCUCCCAGAGUGCAAAGCCUGGGACACUGGUGCUAGCUCAGUCUCAGGCAGGGGAGCACACCCAACCCUGGGCAUCCCUGCCCCUCCCUCACAAAGCAGACUGUUUUCUGAGAGGAAAGUGUGUCUUUAGUGCCAUGCUCAGGGAGGUGACAGGUAGCCCUGUGUGGUGAGGAGGUACUGCCUGCCGUGCAGAGCCACGGGGGCCUGUCCAUGGGUGUGCUGGGGUCCAGAGCUGCUUUGCUUCCCACAUGUGUUCCAGGUCUGGUGUUUGCCACUGGCUUAAAUCCAACGUGUUCUCAUUCCCCUUUUUCCAUGCAGAGAAUGCUCUCCCCUCACCUGCUGAGCAAGGCCCUCGUGCAGAUGGUCCCUUCCUCCAGCCGUGUUCUGCAGUUGGGAGGGGGCUUGGGUUGAGGGCUUUUGCUUGCUUUGGUAGAGGCCUUGGGGCUUUGACUGUGCACUUUGCUGCCAGUGGAUUUGACAGGUACCUAAACCCACAAGCCUGCAUCCUCCUUUUACCUGACCCUGGGAAGUUGUGCUCAGCCCCGCAGGUGGGGCACAGAGGCAGGAUGAAGCAGCCUCACGGGAUGGCAGGAUUAGACCUUGUCUCAUCUCCUAAGCCCCAAAUCUGUUCUGUGUGCAUUAGCAGGGGUUUGCUUUGGUCCCCAGCACUGCUGGGAGGUGCUGAGCCUCAGGCACAAGCAGCUGCCUUCACCUGGUACCAUUUUGUCAGCCAAAUGUGGUUGGCAGAGGCCUCCCCUCCAGCUGCUCCCAGUGCCUGCUCCACAGUGGAACUGCCCAGGCUGUGAUUCCCCUUUCCUGGGGACAAGAGGAAUCUCCUUGGCUGAAGGGAGAAGAGGCAGGGUGAGAGUAUGGGUAGCCCUCCCAGGGAGGGCCAGGCCUUGGCAUCUCCUCCAUCAGUUGAGAACAUUCUUAGUUUUUCUGAAACCAUUUUUUCUUUGGUUUGUUUCAAGCCCUAAUGAAAGGAGACAGGAGCUGGGGAAGGCAGAAAUCUCUUUAUGUCUUUCAGUGUUGUUUACAAAUUUGCAUGGGGUCUUUCAACACGAGUGUGGGCUUUAUCCACAUAACUUUGAGGCAGAGGGGUGGAAAAGGCUGGGACAGGGAAGGGGGAGUCACUGAGGGGGGAGGUUUGGUUUUGGUUUUUGUUGGGAUUUUCUUUUUCCUUCUUACAAAGCACAUUCACUUUGAGCCGCCCAAUGCUGGACUCUUCUCCCUUGCCCCCCAGCCCUACACUGUGAAGUGACACUGCCUUGAAGACCCCUCGCUGUUAUUUAUUUAAUUAAAAACCUAAUUUGAAAGUGA
Molecule: messenger RNA, 7744 nt
Organism: Corapipo altera (White-ruffed manakin)
Lineage: Eukaryota; Metazoa; Chordata; Aves; Passeriformes; Pipridae
Gene: MIER2
Product: MIER family member 2
Exons: 12
Coding region: 3785-5440 (551 amino acids)
Biological process (GO): negative regulation of transcription by RNA polymerase II
Cellular component (GO): nucleoplasm
Molecular function (GO): transcription corepressor activity; histone deacetylase binding
Source: RefSeq, a predicted model, not a curated record